Oppia nitens is the source of this 1198-nucleotide messenger RNA. RefSeq names its product venom peptide isomerase heavy chain-like. The record is from RefSeq and is a predicted model, not a curated record. The coding region runs from base 32 to 1177 and encodes 381 amino acids. Gene Ontology annotation, molecular function: serine-type endopeptidase activity. Gene Ontology annotation, biological process: proteolysis. The transcript is spliced from 4 exons. Lineage: Eukaryota; Metazoa; Arthropoda; Arachnida; Sarcoptiformes; Oppiidae.
AUGGUGAUUUUAUGUCAAUUAAUUAGCAAAUAUGUCACGAAUACUAUAUAUUUGUAUAAAAAUAGUUUUGUCUUCAAUUGUCUUUAAUUCUGUCAUAAGAUGUGACCAUUGGAUCCAUUCCACACAUUCUGUUAGUUGUUAUGAACGAUGUUUUGGUGUUCAACGCUGUAUCGAGUUAUGUAUGCGAAGAUUUGGAUCAUCUAUUAGAUCCAACAGACAUACAGUGAAUGAAAACAAAUAUAUGGAUGAAGAGUAUGAUAAUACCUUUGAGAAGCCACAGAUCAGGUCUUAUUCAGAACUGAGCGAAAGUAUUGACACUAAUCAAAGCGAAUCUGUAAUAAAAACCUUCAAUGACAACAUGUAUGACUCGCCAUCACAUUGUGGUCUCAGAUAUAAGACACAAGUUGGUGGUCUGAAUGUGAAUUCACAAUUAGAUUCAUCACAUUUGGGAAGAAUUGUCGGAGGAGAAGAUGCAGAACCAAACGAGUAUCCAUGGCUUGUAAGUCUUCAAAUUAUUAAAUAUGGCACAAAUGGCAGACAUUUUUGUGGGGCCGCUAUUAUCAACAGAUAUUAUAUACUUACGGCCGCACAUUGUACUGAAAGCUUAGUUGGUAAAGAAAGUCGAGUUAUAAUAAAAGCCGGUAUUAAUCGAUGGGAAGAAACGGGUCAAGUGUUAUAUCCCGAGAAGUUUGUUGUUCACAGGGGUUGGGAUAAACAAAAACAAGUCAACGACUUAUCAAUUAUUUUAUUGAAAACUCCUGUUAUCUUUACGACCAAUAGUUUGGGAAAAUAUAUUGUUAAUGCUAUUUGUUUACCGAAGGACAGCCACGAUCCCAAUGGUUGGGCGGAAUUGGCCGGUUGGGGUCAAAUCGGUAGUACAGAGCCCAGUGCUGAUUGGCUUCAAAAAAUAUCACUUCCUAUUUGGAAUCGCGAAAAGUGUCGAUACAAUUACCGCUCAUAUAUGUAUAUCCAACCAACACAUAUCUGUGCCGGUGGUAUGGGUGGUCAAGACUCAUGUAUGGGUGAUUCCGGUGGACCAUUAAUCCAGACCGUGGGUAUCCGUACUUAUAUAAUAGGUGUCGUCUCCUUUGGUAUUCCCUGUGCUGUCAAAGGUCUGCCCGGAGUUUAUACACAUUUAGUUUAUUUUAUGGAUUGGAUUUACAAACAAAUGCAAUAAUUGUGUGAUUUUGUCAACUAU